This is a messenger RNA of Arachis stenosperma, 1183 nucleotides long. RefSeq names its product probable caffeoyl-CoA O-methyltransferase At4g26220. Gene Ontology annotation, molecular function: O-methyltransferase activity; S-adenosylmethionine-dependent methyltransferase activity. The coding region runs from base 182 to 871 and encodes 229 amino acids. Lineage: Eukaryota; Viridiplantae; Streptophyta; Magnoliopsida; Fabales; Fabaceae. The transcript is spliced from 7 exons. The record is from RefSeq and is a predicted model, not a curated record.
UAAAGCAUCAGUCGCCAUCCUGAAGAUCAACUCUGAGGUCAACUGCCCCCCACACCAACACAACUCUCUCAUUUUCUCAGUUCUGAAUUGUGAUAAGCAACAUUGCAAGGCUUUGUUGAAUUCAAAGUCUUGGAAUAGAUUGGUUAGGUGGUUUGGUGACAAUGGCACGAGUUUGAGGACAAUGGCAUCAAAGGGUUUAUUGCAAACUGAAGAGUUGUACAAGUAUAUUUUGGAAUCUAGUGUUUUCCCACGUGAGCCAGAGCCUCUCAAGGAGUUAAGGGAUGUAACUGCUAAUCAUCCAAGGAAAUUAAUGGCUACAGCACCGGAUGCAGGUCAGAUCAUUACCAUGCUUCUACAGCUAGUAAAUGCUAAGAAGACUAUCGAGAUCGGAGUCUUCACCGGAUACUCCCUUCUACUGACAGCGCUUUCGAUUCCUGAGGAUGGGAAGAUAACCGCUAUUGAUAUAGAUCGAGAUGCAUAUGAAAUCGGAUUACCGAUAAUUAAGAAAGCCGGCGUUGAGCACAAGAUUAACUUUGUGGAGUCCGAGGCUUUGCCGGUUCUAGAUCAGCUCUUGACUGAUCAUGAGAAUGAAGGGAGUUAUGACUAUGCAUUUGUUGAUGCCGACAAAGUUAACUAUUGGAAUUACCAUGAGAGGCUAUUGAAGUUGUUGAAGGUUGGUGGGAUAGUAGUCUAUGAUAACACUCUCUGGGGAGGCUCUGUUGCGAAGAAUGAAAAUGAGACUCCGGAAUUCUACAGACCUGGCAGGCAUCUGACAAUCGAAUUCAACAAACAAAUUGCAGCCGAUUCUCGAGUCCAGAUUUCGCUUGCUCCAUUUGGGGACGGCAUCACCAUAUGCAAGCGUAUCAUGUGAAAAAGUCUAGUGAUGCCAAGGUUCAAAUGUGUAUAGUUUAGCUUAUGAUGAAUCUAAUAAAAAAGACCACAUAUGUGAAUGUGGAUGAUCUGCAGUUUAUGGUAAUAAGAAUAAAGCAAAGAUGGAGGAUUCAGGAUUGUCAUUCAUAAGAAACAUGAUAAGAAAAAUUCUCAUCUAGAAUGUUUCUAUAAGUUCAUUCACAAUUUCCUGUAGCAAAGUCUUAAAAAUGCGACGCUCUUACACCAAACCAAUCAAACCUCAGUUUCACAGAUACCCUUUUGUGUGAAAUGUUAAUCUCUCGUAUCAUUUUCA